CACUUAUGGGGGGGGUGCAACUUUUCCUAUUAAGAAACGUUGUUCUGAUUUAGAAGAAUUUAUGCUUACAUGAUUAUGGGUGUAUGUAUUUGGAAACUGAUAAGAAGAGAGUGCAGUUUAUAGUUGCUAAGUCAAGUUUUGUUUAAAAAAACCUCUCCAGCAGUUUUAAGUAUUUACUUGUUUUUUUUUUUUAUAGCCAGCACAGUAGGUAAGUAAAAUUAAGGCAAGACUUUUACCUGCAUUAUACUACAGCUGCUAAAAGAGAUGCAGGGGGUUAUAAUAAUUUAUUUGUAUUAAGGGGUGUGAGGCUCCUGUGAAGAAAGUGGGUAUUUGCUGGAUGCUCACAGAGAAACCAGAAACUUGACUGGUAUUCACAAGUAUGGAACUGAGUUUUAUUCAUACAGAGCAUGUUACAUGUUGUGGUAGUGACCAGAGCAACUGCCAGAGUAAAAUUCAGUCCUGUUGUCUGCCAUUUUAAAUUGCGGAUUGAGUUAUUUAAUUUAAUUUAAUUUUUCUUAGAUCAUCAUCAAAAAUAGUGAUGCUUUGCUUCCAGGUGUGAUUUAGACAAAUUUGUUUUACUCUGAGGUUAAAGUGAAGUCAACUCCAGGAAAACUGUGAAAUGAAAAAACUUCUGAAAUCCCUAUUGGAAAUGUUAGAGUUUCUUUAUAGAAUAAAAUAGUGUCUAAAUUUAGUCUUCAAAAAAAAAAAAAUUAAGAGUUGAAAUAUUGUACAACACAAUUUUUAAAGAAAAUGCAAAAAUUUAGUAUUUUUUCUAAAUUUUAUUUUGUUGAGAAUACACAUAGCAAAACACACACAAUUCAGGCAUUUCUACAUGUGCAGUUUAGUGUCAUUAGUUACAUUCUUUGAAUUGUACAACCAUUUUCACCCUCUUUUUCUGAAUUGUUCCUCACUCGUUAACACAAAUUCACUGCCCUUUAAGGUUCCUAUCUAAUCUUUUCAGUUACUGUUGUUAGUUUUAUCCCAUAUAGAUAGUUCUGAAAACAGCAUAAUUCUGGAGUCGGGCUAGUUUUGUAGUUAAGCUAAACUAUCGCGUGGUUUUAAGAUGACUUCUGGAGAUAUUUUUGGUUUAAGGCUUAAAGAUUAUCUCAGCAAUAGUUUCAGGGUUUCAUCCAUCCAUGCAUGGCUUCAGAAAGUUUAGAGUCCAUGAGAGAAUUUGAUACUCUGUUCUGUAUUUUCCCCUUUUGAUCAUGCUUCUUCAUUGGAAUCUUUAGUUAAAAUGUUCAGUAAUGGUAGCUGGGCACCAUCCUGUUCUCCUGGUCUCAUGGCGAAGGAGGUAGUUGUUCAUGGAGGCAGUUAGCCACACAUUCCACAUUCUCCUAUUCCUGACUCUCCACCUUCCUCUGUUGGUCCAGGUGAAUAAAGACCAAUUGUUGUGCCUUGGAUAGCUGCUGGCGAGUUUUUAUGAGCAUAGGCACUACGCAACAAACUAGGAAGUAGAACAGAAAUUCUAGACAUGUUAUCAGGCCAAUUAACUGGAAUAUGCAAUGAAAUCAUGACUCUAAACCUUCAAACCAAGGAACCAGAUCCCGUGAGGUAUUUGGUUGUACAUAAGCAACCUCAGCAACUACUCUUUUUUUUUUUUGUCAUUGUAGAUAUAUGUCACACAACUUUUGCCAGUUCAACUUCUUAUAGGCGUACAGCUUGUUGACAGACAGCAGUUACGGUGUCUGUUUCCUGUGGAAUACCUGACUUCAGGUCAAGAGAUGGUAUUUAUGCACGCCUUGCAGUGGACUUCCCAGACCUUCCAGACCCUCAAGCAAUGUUUGAUAUUGAAUAUUUCAGAAAGGAUCCAAGACCAUUCUUCAAGUUUGCGAAGAAGAAACAGCAUUGAAGCAUUAUUUGGGGGGAAAAACACACACACAAUAUCCAGCAACUCAGCAUUCAUGAGCAACUCUAUACUAUACCAGUAUGUGCCUGUGCAGUGGAAGGAAAACAAUUUUGGAAAUAUAUCCUGGACAAUUCCAGCCAUCUCUCUGUCACAAAUUUAUAGCCUUGUCAGAUAAGGAAGGAAAACUACUUCGCAACUAUACUCAGAACAUAGAUACACUGGAGCAGGUGGCAGGAAUCCAAAGGAUAAUUCAGUGUCAUGGUUCCUUUGCAACAGCAUCUUGCCUAAUUUGUAAAUACAAAGUUGACUGUGAAGCUGUACGAGGAGAUAUUUUUAAUCAGGUGGUUCCUCGAUGUCCUAGGUGCCCAGCUGAUGAACCACUUGCUAUCAUGAAACCAGAGAUUGUCUUUUUUGGUGAGAAUUUACCAGAACAGUUUCAUAGAGCCAUGAAGUAUGACAAAGAUGAAGUUGACCUCCUCAUUGUUAUUGGGUCUUCCCUGAAAGUAAGACCAGUAGCACUAAUUCCAAGUUCCAUACCCCAUGAAGUGCCUCAGAUAUUAAUUAAUAGGGAACCUUUGCCUCAUCUGCAUUUUGAUGUAGAGCUUCUUGGAGACUGUGAUGUCAUAAUUAAUGAAUUGUGUCAUAGGCUAGGUGGUGAAUAUGCCAAACUUUGCUGCAACCCUGUAAAGCUUUCAGAAAUUACUGAAAAACCUCCACGAACACAAAAAGAGUUGGCUCAUUUGUCAGAGUUGCCACCCACACCUCUUAAUAUUUCAGAAGACUCAAGUUCACCAGAAAGAACUUCACCACCAGAUUCUUCAGUGGUUGUUACACUUUUAGACCAAGCAACUAAGAGUAAUAUUGAUGAUUCAGAUGUGUCCGAAUCAAAAGGAUGUGUGGAAGAAAAAUCACAGGAAGUACAGAUUUCUACUAGGAACACUGAAAGUAUUACUGAACAACUGGAGAGUCCGGAUUUGAAGAACGUUGGCUCCAGUACUGGGGAGAAAAAUGAAAGAACUUCAGUUGCUGAAACAGUGAGAAAGUGCUGGCCCAUUAGACUUGCAAAGGAACAGAUUAGUAAGCGGCUUGAUGGUAAUCAGUAUCUGUUUUUACCACCAAAUCGUUACAUUUUCCAUGGCGCUGAGGUGUAUUCAGAUUCUGAAGAUGACGCCUUAUCCUCCAGUUCUUGUGGCAGUAACAGUGAUAGUGGAACAUGCCACAGUCCAAGUUUAGAGGAAGCCAUGGAGGAUGAAAGUGAGAUUGAAGAGUUCUACGACGGACUGGAAGAUGCUGCUGACGUCCCAGGGAGAGCUGGAGCAGCUGGAGCUGGUGGAGGGGGUCAGGAGGCAGUAAAUGAAGCUGUGUCUGUGAACCAGGGAGCCACAGACAUGAGCUGUCCAUCAAACGAGUCGUGAUGUAGUAAUUACCUAGGUACAGGAAUUGUCCCACCAGCAUCAGGAACUUGAGCAUGUCAGAAUGAAUGUUUACUGGUGAACUCAAUAGAGCAAGGACACCAGAAAGGUGUAAUAUUUAUAGACUGGUAAAAUAGAUUGCUUUUUUUCCAUGGAUAAUUUUUAACUUCAUUAUUUCUGUACUUGUACACUCAACACUAACUUUUUUUUUUAAGAAAGGUACUAAGUAUCUUUAAUCAGCUCUUGGUCAAGACUUUCACUUUUGUUUAAAGGUUCAUUUGUAUGAUACAUCCAUAUGUGUAUAUAUAAUUUUGUUCUUACCUAGUGAAUUUCAACAUUUUUAAAGUUUUCAAAAAAGCCAUGGGAAUGUUAAAUUAAUGUAAAGGGAACAGCUUAUCUAGACCAAAGAAUGGUAUUUUCACACUUUUCUUUGUAACAUUGAAUGGUUUAACAUCCUCAAAUCUCUGUUCUGCUAAAACUUUUCAUUCUUUAGCACAAUUACAUAUUUUUAAACACUGGCAUUUUCCAAAACUUGUGGCAGCUAACUUUUUUAAAAUUUCAAAUGACAUGCAAUGUGAGUAGAAGGAAGUCAAUAAUAUGUGGGAGAACACUCAGUUGUCCUUACUUUUUAAAGUAAGACUUGGUGCUGAGAGCUUCAGGAGUAUUGUCUUGUUCAAAUGAAGAUGGCUUUUGUACUUCCUGCAGACAUGUAGUAAUGUCUAUAUUGGUUCAUAAAACUACCAUGAAAAACAAAUGCUUUGGAAAUGUUUCACUUGCUUCAGAAAACAACAGUGCCUGCCUGGAUCCCCUUAGUUUUGGGAAUCCUUGCCAUUGUUGUUUAAAUACCUAUCACUGUGGUAGAGCUUGCGUUGGUCCUUUUCCACAAGUAUAAAACUGCCAAGAUGUGAGUAUGCAAAGCCUUUCUGAAUCUGUAAUAAUGGUACUUCUUCUGGGGAGUGUGUAAUAUUUUGGACUGUUUUUCAUUAAUGAGGAGAGCAACAGGCCCCUGAUUUCAAUUCCAAAGUAAUAUGUUAAUUACAACUCAGCCACAAAGUCCAUGCCCCCUGGAGGCACACUACAUGGCUCCUGUUGGGAGAAUUUGGUGUGGUAAAUACCACACUGCUAGCCUAGUAUUACUGAGAUGAACACGAGGUAACUUCUAAUACAGAACAGUUAAUGAAUGAAACUAGUUCCUAUAACGUAUGUUUAUUUAAAAGCUUAGCCUGCCUUAAAACUCUAGAGAUCAACUUUCUCAGUUGCAGAAGCUUUUAGCCUUUUAAAAAAGUUCAUACUUUAUAAAAUUGCACAGUAAGCAUUUAUUUUCCAGAUUUUUUUCCAACAUUGCCCCCAAAUUAUAGGAUUUUCAUACAUUGCUUUAGUAUUUAUUACAGUAAAAAAAGGGUUUGAAAUAUAGCUGUUCUUUAAGCAUAAAAUACCCAGCUAGGUCCAUUACUGCCAGAGGAAAAAAAACUAUUGAAUGGCCAUUUCUCUGCCUAAAAGAUCUCAACCUAAAUUUAUUUGGCCACACUAAAGAAUGCAGUAUAUUUAGUUAUCCAUUUGCAUGAUGUGUGUUUGUGCUAUAGAUAAUAUUUUAAAUUGAAAAAUUUGUUUUAAAUUAUUUUUACAGUGAAGACUGUUUCCAGCUCUUUUUAUAUUGUACAUAGUCUUUUAUGUAAUCUACUGGCAUAUGUUUUGUAGACUGUUUAAUGACUGGAUAUCUUCCUCCAACUUUUGAAAUACAAAACCAGUGUUUUAUACUUGUACACUGUUUUAAAGUAUUAAAAUUGUCAUUUGACUCUUUUCUGUUAACUUACAUUGUUUAAGGUAUAGAAUUUUUAAUUUUGUAGAGUUUGCACAGCAUAGAGGGCUGUAUGAGAUGCUUUCUUCUCAGUACUUGGAGACCCUAGGUGCUACAGACUGCUAACAUGCUAGCUUGCUAACUGAAAGGUUGGCAGUUUGUGCAUACCGAGACGUGCCUUGGAAGGAAGGCCUGGCAAUCUUCUGAAAAAUAAGCCAUUGAAAACCCUGUGGAGCACAGUUCCACCCUGACACAGAUGGGGGCCACCAUGAGUUGGAAUUGAGUCGAUGACUGGCAAUGGGUUUUUUUUUUUUUUCCCCUCAGUACAUACUAACAUUUCUUCAUUCAGUUGCUACCUUAGCCUUACCAGAACGGUACUUUCCAACACCAGUGGUGCUGGUUAUAGAAACUGUACAUCACCAAUAGUUUCAGAACUAGUAUUUCAACCCUUCUAGACCAGAGGCCUUAGAUAAAAUGUGGGGAGAGGCAGGGCCUAAGAAGAACUCGACUAAGAUCUGGCAAAGUCAUAUGACAAAGGACCUAGGACUUUGGGGUUAGAGGGCAAUAGGGAAGGGUGGAAAUGUAGUGAAUUCAAGAACUCAGGCACUAUGAUGGUCAGGUUCUCUGAAACUGGUCGCAGGUGCUAGAUUUAACAACAGGGAGUGGACAACACAGACUGCAGAUCACAUGUCAUAUCAACUUCAGGCCUUACCUGGAAACCUAGUUGCCCAUUAAAGUGCUUGACAGCGAGCACCUGGAAGGUGCCUGUUGAUCGAGUACUUGGAUAAGGCCUUGACUGACAGUUUCCUGCUUCCAGGUCUCUGCCUCCCUAACAUUCCCUGGUACGCCCUGUUUGCACCAGAAGACUUAGCUGUAACAUCCCACCCGGAGAGGUUUUAAAUAUAAUGGUGACAUUCCAUAUGAGCACAAACUGGAAAAAGGACAACAGGUAGUUAGGAGGUAAUUUUAAAUAGUCAAAAUGAGACUGACUUUAAUUGACCCUGUACUGAACACUGAACCACCUUCUUGCUUAAUGCAGCAUAUACUGUAUUUCACUGAUUGUAAUACCUCAAUCAAUGGCACGUGAUGGUCUAAUUAGCAUUUUUUCAGUGGUACGUUAAAUAUUGUACUUCCAGUCAAGGGUAUUUUAUUUUACAUCACCAUCUACUGAGCUUUAUUAGGCAAAUUUCAUUUGAAACAAGUCUCAUACCUGGACCUGUAAUCUAAAAGCAGAGUGUAUGUAGACUAAAUCUUCCCUAGAAAUGAACAAAGAUCCAAAGGAGCCAAGUCUGAGCCUUAAGCUCAAGCUAGGAUGCUAGUAGAUAUAUGCAGAAAAGGUCUAAUUAACCUCUCUCUGGUGAGGCUCUCAACUGAGACUACUAAAAAAAUUACCUAAGGAGCCUUUACAAGGGUAUUAAGCCUGAGUGUUACCACUUAAAAGGGAGUUGACCUAAGAUGGGGCUUUGACAUAAUAUUAAAAAGCACCUCCAGGUGAUUAAAAAGUAGCCAGGGUUUGAGAACCACUGUUAGCUGGAAAGGAAUAGGGGAGUUCCCUUCAGACUUUCAACACUCCAUUCCUGGGGAUGGCCUAAGAGGGAGAUAGGCCAAGUUACAUAAUAUAAGCAACCUCUCUUCACAAAUUUACCUCCAUAAAUACUGCACUGAUUAGAUAACUUGGGUUUUUAUAACAAUACUGGCAAGGGUGGGGAACUACCGAAAUAACAGGAGAACAAAACUACCAUAACGCGUUUUCAUGGCCAAAUUACGCAAGACAAAUAGGGGAGUGAUAAGAGGUGGCUAGGCGGCAGGAACAUUUGACCUAGCUUUCAGAGAGUUACCAUAUGUAUGCUCUUAAGGGGAAGACUGCCCUAUGCAUAUUAAGCUUUAAUGCAGGCCUUUUUGUUAAGGCCAAAAAUCUCAGUAGAAAUUGACCCCAAUGAGUAGUCCUUAUAAACUGGUCCUUAUGAAUGGACCCUAUGAGAAACUGAACACUAGGACUCUAAGGUCUCUCUGGUGGUAAAAGCUGCGUUCUGGUUUUAUUCUAAUUUAUAGAAGUGUCUUGGUCCUAUUGCCUUAUAAAUCAGUCAGAACAACAGCUUUCAAAAUAACUACUACAGACAGGUGAUCUACAAACACAAUUUUAUCUUUUGCACCUCUGUGUGGAGGCCAAAUUUCAAAUUUAGCUAACUCAAUAAUCACGGUCCUACAAUUUACUCAGUAUUUGCCUACUCUGAUCUACAAAGUUCAGGAGAUUUUCUUACUGUGUUAAAACAUGGCAAUUUCAAAAAUGUCCAAUGUUACUUUAACUUUUUUUUGAAUCUCCUUGCUGUUAAUGCUACUGCAUUACAGUCUGCAGCAACAGAGGGAAGAAAAGAGUAUCAGUAAUAUUUACCCAAAGUAAGCCUUGCACUCUGCGCUCCCAGGUUAAGAUGCUAGGUCCUUGUUAAAACAUCUGUCCACUAAACUCCAUCUGCUCACAGAUCAGCUUCAUAGCUCACGAAUUACUGAUGAAAAAAGCACUUAACACCUACAUACAUAUAGCUGUUUCCUAUUUGAACAGUUACACACUACCCUCAAGGAAUGGAUGCACAGGGAAACAGGAUAUAACACCAGGUACGCGGGAGCAUUUUCACAGAGAAGAAUGCUACUUUGAGGAAAAUUGCCUUAGGUGAGAAUAUUAUUUUAGUGCUUCUACCUAUAAAAAGACACCGAUGGUUCACUAGUAAAAAAUGUUGUAUUUAAGUUAAACUAACCCAGGUCCACAAUCCCCCAUCCUAAAACCCUUGGGCUCAGCUACAUUUUGUAUAUUGUAUUACACACCACCUUCACUGGUGCCUGGGGCAACACCUAGACCAAAAUAAAUUUAUACAGGAAUGAGACAAUUCAAAAUUUAAGAGACCUUCCCUGAGACAUCCCCCUUUUGGAAGACUUUUCAAUCUUAUAUGAGAACCAGUGAAAGUUUAAAUAUUAAACCAAUAAAUCUUUAUUAUUUAAAGUUUUCACGGCAUUUUUAAAAUAAAUUUUAAAAAUAAAUAUUUGCAUUAUAGGUGAAAGUCACAUGUAUUGCACUGACUCGCUUUUACAAUGUAAUGAUAGAACUAAGCAUAAGCACCAAAAAUUAAGAUUAAAAAAAAAAAUCCAAGGAAAUAGUUCUAAAGCACUAUGAAAAUUCUGAGUAAACACUAACCUG
Messenger RNA from Loxodonta africana (African savanna elephant), 8249 nucleotides. It is a transcript of the gene SIRT1, whose product is annotated as sirtuin 1. The record is from RefSeq and is a predicted model, not a curated record. Gene Ontology annotation, molecular function: transcription corepressor activity; histone deacetylase activity, NAD-dependent; p53 binding. Gene Ontology annotation, biological process: negative regulation of DNA-templated transcription. NCBI's taxonomy places the organism in Eukaryota, Metazoa, Chordata, Mammalia, Proboscidea, Elephantidae. Bases 1930 to 3264 code for a protein of 444 amino acids. The transcript is spliced from 8 exons. Gene Ontology annotation, cellular component: nuclear inner membrane; rDNA heterochromatin; nucleoplasm.